AUGUCGUCGUCGGAGGCCUACUGGGCGGUGGAGCCGGGGCUGGGCCCCGAGGAGAGCUUCCUCUCGCUGCCGGACCUGCUGAUGUCCCACGAGCGGAUGCCCUGCCGCGCCCAGGCCGCCCUCCCGCGCCUGGCCCUCGCCCUCGGAAAGGCCCCGCUCGACGCCCUGCCUGAGGGCACCAAACUGGAGCUGCCGCUAUGGCUGGCCAAAGGCCUCUACGACAACAAGCAGAGGAUCAUUUCGGUGGAGCUGCCGACUGUUUACAAGGAGAGCUGGCGGACCGUCUUCAGCGCUGACGCCAACGUGGUGGACCUGCACAAGCUGGGGCCCUACUACUAUGCCUUCGGCUCCCAAAUGCUGAAUUUUGACAGUCCUGAAAAUGCAGAACUCGCGCAGACGAUCCUGCAGACCUUCAUCAGCCGCUUCCGCCGCAUCAUGGACUCCUCCCAGAACGCCUUCAACGAGGACACGUCGGCCUUAGUGGCCCGGCUGGACGAGAUGGAGCGGGGCUUGUUCCGGGCCGGGCAGAAGGGGCUGAACGACUUCCAGGGCUGGGAGAUGGGGCAGGCCUCCCAGAUCACGGCCUCCAGCCUGGUCCAGAACUACAGGAAGAGGAAGCACAGCGAGCUGGAUGCCUGAGGUGCUGCCGGCCUUUGAUCCCUUGUGUUGGCUCUUCUAGAACCCAACAGGGAAUCACGGCAUGGUUCGGCUUGAACCCUCUUCGCCUGAAGAUGCUCUGAUGCAGUCUUGGCUGGAGCAGAAACAUUUCAGAAAGGAGUUAAUGUUUUAAUGCCUCUCUUAAGGUGUCCAGGCAACUGAGUUUGCUUGCGGACAUCAGCCGAGACUGUUUUUACUCUUUCUGGGCUUCCUCUUCGGUCAAGGAAACACUUAGCCUUCUGAAUCUGUUUUUGGACCAGCGUACUUGUCUUCCUUUCCUGUCAGCCAUGUUGGCUGGGACUUAUGGGAGUUUGAAGGAUCACUUGUUGCUCUUCCUGCCCCGGCAUUUGCUCUCGUUGGCCAGGAAAGUGACCUUUUUCCUUGGCAGGAGGCAUCUAAGCGUGUUUCUCCAUGCUUUGGAGUAAUAUCUAUCCAAAGUCCCAGUACAAUCGACCCUUUUCCCAGUAAGAGUUUCUCAAAAGGAGCCUUCUUAAUGGUCACACGGCGUGAGCAUUCCCAGUCGUGUUGGAAGCUGUUUCUAUGGGAAUUUAAUAAUAAUAAUAAUAAAUAAUAGAAUUUUAUUUAUAUCCCGCCACCAUCUCCCGAAGGGACUCAGUGCGGCUUACAUGAGGCCAAGCCCAACAGUACAUCAAUAAACAAAAGCAAUAAACAAAAGCAAUAAAUACAAUACAAUUAAUAUAAAUCACAUAUAAAGAAUAACCAAUAAACAGUAACACACCGCUGCAACUUAGGGUCAUUCCACAGAUAUAUAAACCCAUUUUCCUAGUUCCAACAGACUUCACUACCUCUGAGGAUGCUUGCCAUAGAUGCAGGCGAAACGUCAGGAGAGAAUGCCUCUAGAACAUGGACAUAGAGCCUGAAAAAACCUACAACAACCCACAUCAUAAUACACAUAAAAACCAUAAAAGCAAAACAAAAACUAUAAAACUAGAGACUGUUGCAACUCAGGGUAGUUUUCACCUUGCUCCAGACACCACCACACCAAGGCUGUAGGUUGUUGUAGUUUAUUAAGUAAAGCAAAAUCAAAACAAAGAAAUAGAAAUGCAAUAGUUCCAUAGGCAAAACAGAGACUUAAAUGUAAAGGCAAAGUUCCCAAGAUCCAAAGGCAAAAACAAGAAGCAUAAUCUCUUAGCAAUGGUCAAACAAAAGUCCAUGGUAAACAGUUGAAAACAAGACCCAAAUCCCAGACUCAGGAAGCCAGAAGCGUGCUGCUAAAAGCCAAGGAAAAUCCCCAGAAGUUAACAUGGGAAGAGCAAUGUUGGACUGACAAAAACUACACGAUUAAAUACCCUUUGCUAACAUGAAA
This is a messenger RNA of Anolis sagrei ordinatus, 1984 nucleotides long. It is a transcript of the gene GINS3, whose product is annotated as GINS complex subunit 3. NCBI's taxonomy places the organism in Eukaryota, Metazoa, Chordata, Lepidosauria, Squamata, Anolidae. Gene Ontology annotation, cellular component: GINS complex. The record is from RefSeq and is a predicted model, not a curated record. Gene Ontology annotation, biological process: mitotic DNA replication initiation.